AUGGAGCUUCCACCCUCAGAUGAUCUCUUCACGGCAGAACCUCAGCUUGCUCCCACUAUGAUAUUCUUGGAUCUGGACAACACACUGUUCGAUCACCGGCAGUCUCUUAAAUACGCCCUAGCCGCCGUACAAAGCAUAAUCCCGUCUCUCCGUGAAAUCACGUCGGACGACCUUGCUGAGAAGUACAACGAAGCCCUAAAUCAUGUUUACGGCAGAUAUCUCCGAAAUGAGAUAGCAGACGAAGACCAAAACGCAGAGAAAGUCAAGCUCUUCUUCAAGAGUCUAGACCUUGAAGAACCAGACUCCGAAUGUAUCGCGCGUUUUCGAAGUGUAUACAAAAGGAUAUACAGAACGAGCCGAGAAGCUACGCCGGGGAGCAUCCAGACUCUAAGAAGGCUUCGGGACAAUGGCUAUCGAACUGCCAUUAUCACCAAUGGCCCGACUGGAAGCCAGAUAGAAAAGGCCAAAGCCAUUGGUGUAUUUGAUCUCGUUGAGUGUCUUAUCACAUCAGAAGAAGCUGGCCAUCCUAAGCCUGACGUCAGGAUCUUCCAGUAUGCCAUGCAAAAGCUACGAGUAAAUACGAAGAACGUGUACAUGGUUGGCGAUUCUGUCAAGGCAGAUGUUAAGGGUGCUCUCGGUGCAAAUAUCACGCCCAUCUUGUACUCCCCUUCUUCCAACAAAUCGUUGGAAAUGUUUUUUGGAAGAGAGGUUUCUGUUAUCCGUCAUUUCGACCAGCUACCUAUGAUUCUGGAGCCCCCAUUGGAUUCCAGCUGGGAAUGA
Messenger RNA from Fusarium musae, 780 nucleotides. RefSeq lists its product as uncharacterized. Lineage: Eukaryota; Fungi; Ascomycota; Sordariomycetes; Hypocreales; Nectriaceae. The record is from RefSeq and is a predicted model, not a curated record. The transcript has a single exon. The coding region runs from base 1 to 780 and encodes 259 amino acids.